Oryzias melastigma (Indian medaka) is the source of this 7007-nucleotide messenger RNA. RefSeq names its product high affinity cationic amino acid transporter 1. Gene Ontology annotation, molecular function: amino acid transmembrane transporter activity. The transcript is spliced from 12 exons. Bases 1109 to 3028 code for a protein of 639 amino acids. The record is from RefSeq and is a predicted model, not a curated record. Gene Ontology annotation, cellular component: plasma membrane. Gene Ontology annotation, biological process: transmembrane transport; amino acid transport. Lineage: Eukaryota; Metazoa; Chordata; Actinopteri; Beloniformes; Adrianichthyidae.
UUCAGGGAUGUGUGGUAUAACUUUCCCAAACAUUGUAGUGCAAUUCCUGUAUUUAUGAUACUUUUUUCACAAACAAUGAAUGAAAACUAAUAAAGCAUUUCAUGAACUGAGCAUGAAAACAAAUACAGAAUUCAGGCUUUCUCGUUUAUUAAAGCAGUUAAAAUAAUUCCAUAUAUGGGUCGAAUAGCUGCCCGUGCGGAAACGAACUUGACAGGAGUGAAAAUUCAGCAAUAUCUGCUUUGGAAUGUAUUUUAAAGCACUUCUUACUCUGAGCGCCAUGGAACUGCAUUACUUUGGAUUCACCUAAGACCACCUAUUCCCAUUUAUCAAGGCAACCCACAAUUGGCCCAACGGGUGCAGCCAUAAAUCUAAAAAUGUCAGAUAAGGCGGUGUAAGGCGCUUUUCUUACCAAUUAUGUCUUAUGGGGGUUUGGUUACAUCUAGUAGUUAUGGUCACAGCAAAGGAGGGAAUCAUGAGGCAAUCUAAAAAGCCAAAUGAUCUCAACAGCCUGUGCUGGAGGUUUAGGCCCACAAACAUGCAGAAUCUUGUCUCUGGACUUUUGUCCUAUAGAUGUUUAAGCGAUUUUUAUUUUCUUUAUAAUGUGGAUUCAUGUCAUAUAUGAGGAUCCUAGCUGAUAUUCAAGAUUCGCCAGCAUGCAUCCGCAGCAGGAAACUCAGAGGAGGAUGCAGAACAUCCUGGUUUCCUCCCACCAGACACUUUCACAACUUCACAAGCAAUCCAUAAGCAUGUGGCAAGCUGGUGUGACGCUUAGCUGCAAUGAUGAAAGGAAAAGAAGCACAGCAGGGGGCCCAGCUGUAAUAUAUGCAUACUGAUAGGCUAUAGGGAUAAAUUUAAAUGAAGACAUGACCGCAGGGCAAGUCGCUCUCUCUGAUCACCAUCCAGGAUGCUUCAAAGCACUUCCCGGGAGGAAAUGGACAAACAGCGCCAUCUAGUGGUUGUAUUUCUGCUCAACUUCCCGCCGUUGGGUUUCCGUGUGUGUGCGCGCGUGGCUCCACCACCUCCGUGCGCGUGCCCUUCCUUCCCCACCGACUCCGAGGAGCUCCAGGAGGUGAAGCCGAAAGCAGCCCGCGGUUCAGAUUAAAAGACCAUGCUGCUGGCGACGUUGAAAGGUCUUGGCAGGAAGCUGCUGCGAGUGAAGGUGGUGGACUGCAGCACGGAGGAGUCCCGGCUGUCCCGAUGCCUCGGCACCUUCGACCUGGUGGCUCUGGGGGUGGGCAGCACUCUGGGCGCUGGCGUCUACGUUCUCGCCGGCGCUGUAGCCCGUGACAACUCUGGACCCGCCAUCGUCCUCUCCUUCCUCAUCGCCGCCCUGGCGUCCGUUUUAGCCGGUCUGUGCUACGCGGAGUUCGGCGCCCGCGUCCCCAGAACCGGCUCGGCUUACCUCUACAGCUACGUGACGGUUGGAGAGCUGUGGGCGUUCAUCACCGGCUGGAACCUCAUUCUGUCUUACGUAAUAGGAACUUCAAGUGUGGCCAGGGCGUGGAGCGCCACCUUUGAUGAGCUGAUCGGCGGCCACAUCAAGAGGUUUUCCUCACAGUACCUGUCCAUGAACGCUCCAGGGGUGGCAGAAUAUCCUGACAUCUUUGCUGUCCUCAUCAUACUCAGUCUAACAGGUCUGCUGGUGUUUGGAGUCAAAGAGUCCGCCCUGGUUAAUAAAGUCUUCACCUGCAUCAACGUGCUGGUGCUGCUGUUCGUCAUCAUCUCUGGGUUGGUCAAAGGCGACAGAAAAAACUGGAGCUUGAACCCCGACGACAUCCUGAACUCCACCAGAAACUCCACCGUGAACGUUUCUGCUUCUGUAGUGGGUGAGGAAGCCAUCGGUGCGGGCGGGUUCAUGCCCUUCGGCUGGACCGGAGUCCUUUCGGGUGCUGCGACUUGCUUUUACGCCUUUGUGGGGUUUGACUGCAUUGCCACCACAGGAGAGGAGGUGAAGAACCCGCAGAGGGCCAUUCCAAUCGGGAUCGUAGCCUCUCUGCUCAUCUGUUUUGUGGCGUACUUCGGUGUGUCGGCCGCUCUCACUGUGAUGAUGCCGUACUACCUGCUGAGCAAGGACAGCCCUCUGCCUGUGGCCUUUGAGUAUGUGGGCUGGAAGGGAGCCACUUAUGCCGUGGCUAUUGGCUCUCUGUGCGCUCUGUCGACCAGUUUACUGGGCUCCAUGUUCCCAAUGCCCAGAGUGAUCUGGGCCAUGGCCGAGGAUGGGCUGCUCUUCAAAUGUUUGGCAUCAGUCAGCUCGCGAACCAAAACCCCCCUAACAGCUACCGUAACAUCAGGUGUAGCGGCAGCUGUCAUGGCGUUCCUGUUUGACCUGAAGGAUCUAGUCGACCUCAUGUCCAUCGGUACUUUGCUGGCCUACACUCUGGUGGCAGCCUGCGUCCUGGUCCUCAGAUACCAGCCCGAGCAGCUCAGAGUGGCUUAUGAAAUGGCCAACACACAGGACGACGCUGACGCCACUGAAUCCUUCAACGACAUCCUGCCUCCAGCAGAAGACCGAUUCACCGUCAAAAACCUCCUUUUCCCUCCAAAACCAGAGCCCUCCCCUCUGUCUGGACUUGUUGUCAAUAUUUGCACCAGCAUACUUGGUGUUCUGGUGUGUGUUUUUGGUGUUGUGGCUGUUCAAGGAGGCCUGGCUCCCUGGUCUGUGUGUGUGCUCAGCAUUAUUGCGGCCAUCUGUCUUGUUGUCACAUUCAUUGUGUGCAGACAGCCGCAGAGCAAAGCCAAGCUAGCAUUCAAGGUUCCUCUGCUGCCCUUCAUCCCGAUCAUCAGCAUGUUUGUCAACGUCUACCUGAUGAUGCAGCUCGACCGAGGAACGUGGAUCCGAUUCGCCAUCUGGAUGCUUUUAGGAUUCAUCAUCUAUUUCACCUACGGGAUUCGUAACAGCGCAGAGGCGGCAGCGAACCGUUCAGACGCUGACAUCCCAGCCUGUACCAUCAAGGGAGAGCCCAUGACCCCAGAGAAGGAAGCUUUCCUGCACGACACGCAGACCUACAGCCCAGACGAUGAGUUAUGAGGAAACGCCCCAGACUCAGAGCUCGGACUCAGGUGCAAACAGAACCGUCACGUACAGUACACACCUGUUUCAUUUUGGUCCAUAGAUUCCCUGAAAGUAUCUGUUUUUUUCAUUUGAAAUGCAUGAAUUAUGUCUGGACAUUUGAACGUUUGUGUUUACAGUUUUAUGAGGAAUGCAAAGGAUCUGAAUGUAGUACACGAUCCAAAGUCCUUCUGAAACUCCGGACACAUCGAGCACAAGUGUGGUGCAAGUCUGCACAAGUCAUUCUUGUUCAUGAGUUUGGUUACACACCUUUCUGAUUUAAAGAGAAACCAAAAAGCAUCUUUUUGCAGCUAAACUCACCCAAGCAGACAGCAAAGCAAAGACUUUCACUCAGAAUAUCAAAAUAAGACGUCAGCGAUCAACUAAUCAUCUAUUUAAGAUUCUACUUUUAUGUUGACUUGCAAAUUUAGCAAAGCGGAUCUACGGCAAGUGUGUGUUUCUGUGUCUGGCCUUUAGACACAGCUUUUAAGAAUGUAUUUUGUUACUGAAAAAUAACAAAAUCACAUAAAUGUGACAGUUUUAUUGUGAAACAUUACAGCUUAGAGAAAUACAUAGUAAAGCUUUUACAUGAUCCCAGUAUUUAAGGCUGUAAAACAGGGGUGGCCUUUACAUUAGUCAGGAUGACCAUGGAUCACAGUUGAUGUGUUUGUAGGAGUUUUUUUUAUUUUAAAUAAAGAGCAAAAAAGUGUUGUUUAUAUAUUUAGAAUAAAAUUAGCCUCUUGACUAGCAGGAGUAACAGUGGCUGCUGCUGACCUCACAACGUGACAAGAACAACUUUAUUUAUAAAACACAUGUUCUUCAAUGCAAAGUCCUUCGAGAAGCAGUUUUUAAAAAUAGAAAUAUACAUUAAAAUAAACUGACAUCACACCUAAGAGAUUAUUUAGAUUCUCUUAUUGAACUUUGAAGCAUGUUUUUGGAGUUCUCUGAGAACCUGAAAACUCCACACAGAAAAGUCUUAGCCGGGAUUCAAACCAGAGCCUUCCCGCUGUGAAACGAGAGUGCUAACCGUCUUCAGCGGAUAGCUGGAGUUGGACUCUUGCUAGAGUCAGUCAAGUUGCAGCAGUGGAGUCAGCUCGUGCUAUACUGGGAGUUUGGUCUUCACAGAUGGAGGCGCACACAUUUUUUCAACAUGUGAGCUACUACUGAAACAAAAGUAGCUGCCUAUGAACAUAUAUUUAUGAAAUAAAACUAUAUAAUACAAUAACCUUAUUUGAAUUUUUUAUAUUUAUGCACUAAAAUACACAAAGUUAUGAAAAGCAGAUUUUAAAGUCCAAUUCCAAGGAUAUUUUCUCUAGCGUGAAACUGUUCCCAGUGGUCUUAAAUAUGAUUUUGCACUUUUUAGCAAAAAAUCAUAAAGUCUGUGUCAUUUUUUUAAGACGCAUUUUCUGCAGAGCAGCAGGAGCUUAUUAGAGAUUCACUUUUGGGUUGGGGACUGGACUAAAAGGACUUGACCCCAAGAUGGCGCCAGAGCAUCAUUAACUGGAAGUCCUAAGCUGAAGUUAAAGCGAAGUUCACGCUCUUCCCCUAGAAAAACAUCAGAACUGGGUUACGGUUAGCGUUAGUAACCUUUUAGAAUAAAACACAAAUUCAGCUUGCGGCUAAUGAGUUUAAUGUUGUGUUUGGCCGCCAUCUUGCCUGCAGCCAGGUCCAUCUCAACUGGAAUGUUGGCGUUGAAGUUUUUUGGAAGUUGUUGGAAAAUUUCCCAGCAACCGUUCGUUUACACCCUCUCCCACUAGCGACAAGUGCCUUGCAAGCCCAAGCUAUUGUUAGCGCAGCAAAAAAAUAAAACGCAAGCAAUAUCGGAGCUAUCAGGCCGUACAAUUUGGAACAUCAGCUCGGGUGACGAAAAUGAAGACGUUAACAGAUCUAUUUGUCAGAUGCUUCAGAAUUGUAAAGUAGCAGGGAGACCAUGGCAGUUCCUGCAUCACAAACCCGAGUUUUUAUAGAGAUCCACUUUUCAUUUGCUCUGGAUCCAACAGAAACACUGUUUUAAUUCAAAAUUCAUUGCUACAAGAACACGUUAAAAACACCAAGGAGUGGGUCUUUAAAGUGAAUCAAACAUUCUUUUCAGAAUUAAACUGAUACAUUUAAAUGAUCAUGUGAGAUUCUAACAUGAUAAAUAAUUCCUCUGUUGUGUUUCCCUGAGUAAAAAUGAUGCACAUUAGCAGCUACAUCCACGGUUAUGAGUGUGACGCACCCUUCUCUGAAGUUUAGGAGGAAGAAAAACUCCACAUCUGCCUGCGGAACAUAGUGUUCAGUUUGUUCUGCAUGUCAGCGACGAUGAUUAUUUAAAAAAUUGCCUUUAAGAAAUAGGAAAUUGUCCGGAUCAGUGCUCUUUCAGUUACGUUUUCAAUGGCCAUGUUGACUUUGAGUCAUGUUACACCAUAGUAACACCAUCUAGAAGUUGUCCACAACUGUCCUCCGUUGAAUAAUUAUUAUCUUUUCAGAGGAGUUUUGUCAGCUCACAUCUUUGAUCAAACUGGUGCAUUAAACUGUUUACUGAGAACAACUGGAAACAGCAGUGUGUGAGUAUUGGCAGAAGAAACACGUUUGUAUAGUUUUUUUUUUGUGCUCAGAAGCCAUAAGGUCGUAAGGGAGAAACAGUAUCUGAAGCAGGAAUCUGUUCAUUUUUCAGCUCAUGAGCUGAAUUAGUGUCGAUAGAUUAAAUGAUGCAUUAAAGCACAUCAAGAGCAUUAGUGUUAUGACUGUUUUAAAGCAGAUAACCUCUGUGAUCUGGUUACACUGUAAGAGCCUGUUUUCAAAACAGAAGUUACUGAUUCAGACAUCCUCUUUACUUGACAGACUUCCUGGAUGUGUUCAUUGAAUAAAACUUCACUUUCGUACUUUGCGGGUUUGACUUCCUCGUGGACGUCCGUACAGACUUGAGGGAAUAGUUCACAUUUAGAUGCAAACUUGUGUUUCACUCACAGUUCUUGCCUUUUUUACACAGAAUGAUCCUGGUUUAAGCUCUCUACUUCCACAAGGCGUUAGCUUUAAAUAUGUGUUUACCAAGGAGUAAAAAAGUGAAAGCCUCUCGCAGUGCCACGUUUCCUCUCUCGUGUAAAUCAUGACAUUUCUGAUCGGUUUCUUUUCAUGUUGUGCAUGUUGUUGAUCUGAUCUGAGGUCAGUUUUGUUUCCUCAAAAUGUCAGAACGAUGCUUUUAUUUUGGAAAAAGAACCCUUUUUGACACAAAUGCUUUAAAUAAUUGUGUAAAUAUUCAGUUUUUAGCUUUAAUGCUUAUUUAAAACAUCAAGUUUUAAAAUGGCCUUUGUUUUUAUUUAAUUUAUGCUGUAAAUAUUGUUUAUUAUGUAUUGGGGAAUAUCUGUAAUUGAGGGUUCUUAAUGUAAAUGUUUUUUUUUCAUUCAUUUAUUUUUCUUUCACUUUAUUUUUUUUUUCUUUUUAAUUUUUUUAUGUUAUUAAAUUAUAUAUUUUUGUUUGGAAAUGUUUUUCUGUUUUAAAGUUUGAAUCCUGCUCUUUUUCAUACAAAGAUGUAAACUGGAGUUUGGAACAAAUAUGUGCCUUUGUUUAUUAUGCAAUGAGAAGUGUCAUUGAUUUGAAAUGUAAAACCUUUUUUGUUUUGCUUUUAUGGUCGAUGAUUUUUUUAUUAGUUUUCUGGCCAUUUAAGUUGUGUUUUUUGUUGUUGUUUGUAUUGUUUCUGCUGUUCAUAAAUAAAGAUGAAAAUUAAAACCCACGAAACAAAUGUGUGCUGUUUUUUUUUUUUUUUGAGUAUGCAAAGAAGUGAAUUCUUUACAUUCACCUUUUACUGCUUUUUCAAAAAUAAAUAAAAAUAACAUAUUUCAUGUCAGAAUUAUUACAUGCUGUCUGAAAUUAUAACGCUUCAUUCAGAUACGUAUUUUACUAGUUCAAGUAUGAACCUUAAAAGAUUUAACUUUUUCUUAUUUGUUUUUACAAUCAUAUUUCAUGAAUAAUUGCAACA